AUGGCACCUCCUCGUAGGACUUCACAAUCAUCUCAGGGAGACGUACCUGAUAUCGCCAGAGCAAUAGAGGCGAUGGUAACGGCUAUGGCGCAGCAGAGUGUUGCGAUGAUGCAGCAACAUGAGGCAUCCAUGCAGCGACAGGCGGCGUCGCUUGAGCAGCAGCAGGCAGUGAUGCAGAAAAUGGAGGCUGCGAGGGUAGCUGCUGAGGAUGCUCAUCGGCAGCACAUGGAAGCCCUCCGCCAGCUGGAGGAGAACAGGGACCUGGAGCGCAUCUAUGACGCCAAGAUGUGCCCCGCAGAGAACAGGUUGGCAUUUUCAGUGUAUAUGCCCACGGGGGAGGCGGAGCAUUGGUGGAGUAGCACCAAAUCCAUCCUGGAGGAGAGGGAUGAGCCAGUGACAUGGGAGACUUUCAGAGAGAGAUUCCUCUCAGAGUACUUCCCAAACAACAUUCGGAAGUUCGAGAAUGCGCUUCGUGGUAACAUCCGCUUGAUGGUGGCUCCCUUGUCCAUCAAGGAUUUUGCCACUCUAGUGGAGAAGGCCUGGGUGAUGGAGAAGAUGAAGCGUGAGGUGGAAGGUCAGCGCCCACAGCAGUCACAACCGCCUCAGAGUACCGAUGGACCAUCUGGGUCCAAGCCCAGACAUGAGGAUUGGAGGAGACCAUAUGAUAGACCCCACCAUCAGCCUCAGGGGUUUAGGAGCUUUUCUCCUCAGCAGGGCCGAGUUCAGUGUUACAUAUGUGGAGGACCCCACCUGAGGAGCGCUUGUCCACGUAUGGAGGGUUACCGCAGGUGCAACAAUUGUGGCAAGGAAGACCACUUUGGGAAGGAUUGUCCCAACCUUGCCAGGGCAGCAACACGCCCUCCUGUUCAUACCCCUCACCAGCACCAGCGGAGAGACAGAGGCAACAGGCCUCAGGCAACGGACAAAGUCUAUGCCAUGACCGGAGUAGAGGCGGCAGGCUCAAGUAAUCUUGUUAUGGGUCGAUGCAUGAUAGCGGGUGAAUCUUUGUGUGUACUAUUUGAUUCUGGAGCGACACACUCAUUUGUGUCAUUUACUUGUGUGGAACAUUUAGGUCUGCUGGUGCGCGAGCUGUAG
This is a messenger RNA of Vigna unguiculata (cowpea), 1095 nucleotides long. RefSeq lists its product as uncharacterized. Gene Ontology annotation, molecular function: nucleic acid binding; zinc ion binding. The record is from RefSeq and is a predicted model, not a curated record. Lineage: Eukaryota; Viridiplantae; Streptophyta; Magnoliopsida; Fabales; Fabaceae.